Podarcis raffonei (Aeolian wall lizard) is the source of this 415-nucleotide messenger RNA. RefSeq names its product exendin-3-like. The transcript has 4 exons. NCBI's taxonomy places the organism in Eukaryota, Metazoa, Chordata, Lepidosauria, Squamata, Lacertidae. The coding region runs from base 122 to 415 and encodes 97 amino acids. Gene Ontology annotation, cellular component: extracellular region. Gene Ontology annotation, molecular function: glucagon receptor binding; hormone activity. The record is from RefSeq and is a predicted model, not a curated record. Gene Ontology annotation, biological process: adenylate cyclase-modulating G protein-coupled receptor signaling pathway; positive regulation of insulin secretion involved in cellular response to glucose stimulus; negative regulation of apoptotic process.
AUUAAGCCACAAAAUCAGCUCACAAAGAGAAAGGACUCGGGAUUUAAAGAGAAUCUUGCAUCUUUCAGAAGGUUUCUGAAGAAUUACAAAAACUUGUGAACAAAGGCAAUAAGAAGACCUGAUGAAGAACACACAGCGGCUUUACCUUUGUGGGCUGGUUGUUGCAGCUUUUCUCCCCGUUAGCUGGCAAAUGGUCCUGAAAGAUUCGACCGAUGAGUCCAGGUGGCAGUCUUAUGAAACAGAAAGUGCCCACAGCUUUACAUCUAAUGUCAAAAGACAUUCUGAAGGCACCUUUACCAGUGAUUUUACUCAAUAUUUGGACAAAAUGAAGGCCAAGGAUUUUGUACACUGGCUCAUCAAUGCCAAACAGUACAGGUAUGUGGUAGCCUGCAAAUCAGUUUUCCAAUCAGAUUAA